UUUAUGCGCCCUGUGUUUCAAACAGUUACAAUAAUUUAUUAAAAUAAAUAUAAUAUCAUAUAGUUUUCUGCACGUUAAAUUUAGUUAUAUUAAGUAUAAAACAAUGGCGGCAGCCCCAACUGACUGGCAAUUAGAAUGUAUAGAAUUAAAACAGCGAGGAGCAUACUUGCUCCAAACUGGCCAGUGGUCGGAUUGCACUUUUCUGGUGGGUUCCGAGCCUAAUCAAGUGGUGAUAGCUGGUCACAAGCUUAUCUUGGCGAUGGCAUCUCCCGUGUUUGAGGCAAUGUUCUAUGGUGGCAUGCCUGAAAGGAAUGAUCCAAUACCAAUCUUAGAUGUUCAGAUUGAUGCAUUCAAGGCCCUUUUAGAGUAUAUUUACACAGGAAAUAUAAAUUUGAGUUCAUUUGAUAAAGCUUGUGAGCUCUGCUAUGGAGCUAAAAAAUAUAUGCUGCCACACUUAGUUAAAGAAUGCACCCGUUACCUCUGGUCUGAUCUCUAUCCAAAAAAUGCUUGUAGAGCAUAUGAGUUUGCUCGGCUGUUUGAUGAAAAUGUUUUGAUGGAAAAAUGUUUGCAGAUAAUCAGUACAAAUACCAAAGAUGUCUUAAAUGAUAGCAGUUUUGAAGAAGUGGAAUUGAAUACAGUUAUUACAGUCUUCUCACUGGAUCACCUCAAUAUUGAUUCAGAAAUGGAUCUAUUUAAUGCUGCUGUGAGGUAUUCAAAAGCUAUGGAUAAGCGACAUGCUGAGCGGAGCAGUAGUCCUUCUACUGAGGGUCCCUCAGCUGAGGGUACAUCUGAACAAAGAGAAUCUGAAACUGCUCCCAAAAGUCCACCACCAUCUACAUCUAAGGAUAAUACACAGGUGGUUAAUGUUGAAAGCAGCGCUGAAAACAGUCCAGCUGCUGCAAUGGAGGCAUGUCGCUCCUGUGACAAUCCGGACCAUUCUGCUCAGCCCCCAGAUAGCAAGAAGCCUAAAACUUCUGAAAGCAAGCCAACCCUCCGCAGUGCUAUUGAAAAGGUCAGAUUUCUGACAUUGUCUGCACAACAGUUUGCUGAGGGCCCGGCGAGAUCCUCCCUUUUAACCGAGUCAGAGGCGUUCACAGUCCUUAUGAAUAUUCUUUCAAACAACUCCGAUGUCCCAAUGCCAACUGGUUUUUCAACUUGUAGAAGUCCCAGGAAACAGCUGAUUGGUUGUGGACCUUCAUGUAAUAUGACAACAUUUGUGGUCGACACUCCCAGUCCAGUUGCAGUAGAGCAAGUUUGGGACAACAGUCGUCCCGCUCCUUCAACAAAUACCUGUCCCUCUUACCCAAGACCGACCCGCCAUGAGAGUCUAUGGCCAGUCCUGGGUAUGGUGGUCGACCACACAGAACGUCACAAUUCUGACCUGCAUAAGAUCUACUGCCAACGCGCUGUAGUUCAGCAAACAGAUUGCCUUAACACGAGUGUAUUAGAUUGCUCAGUUACCUUCAUGGUUGAUAAAAAUAUAUGUCUGCUUGGCGUUCAGGUACCAACUCAAGCCCCGAGCGAGGAAAGCGCGGUAACGGGUAGCGGGGCGGGGGGCUAUUCUGAGCUUCUGUACGCACAUCUAUUGGAUGCGGACGGAGCACGAUUGACGUAUACGCACUACACCAGUCGCGUCCCAUAUCGACAUUUACUCGACAUCAUGUUCAACCGACCCGUUUAUAUACAACGGAAUAAGGUGUACAAAGUAGGUAUAGUAUUUAAUAAGGUGGGUUGGUAUCCAAUGGGCACGUGCGCACAGCAAGUAGCUGCGGAAUCAGUCUUCUUCAACUUUGGCAUUGGACAGAGCAGCGACUCUGUCCGCGAUGGCCUUAUCCGGUCAAUAAUAUUCACAUACUAAACCACUCUCUUAGAUUUUACUUUUAUAACGAGUGUGCAUAUAAACGCGAUUUUAUUACAUUUUUUACUAAGCAUCCCGGAAAAGCUAAAAAUUCUCACUCUGACUAGAUUGACAUACAUAACUUCGUAUAAGAUGUACAAACGAUUAAGUAGUACUCAGAGUUGUUCAUUAACCGAUCCCAUAACUAAUAAUAUAAGUAUAAUGAUGACAUUGAGAUUUUAAAAUAUACGUACCGUUCGGUUUUUUAUUUUAAAAACACAUAUAAUUUGAUUUUGGAGAUAUUGAGCGACUAAAGCUGUGGAUAUUAGAUAUGUGAAAUCCAUUUAUUUUUUCCCUAAUUUGCAAAGGGCUAUUCAGGUUAAGAUUUGAUUCGAGACUUAGCGCUAACGAUGACUCGUAUGUUAGAACAUUUUAUGACAUAAGUCAUGCUUAGCGCUAGGUCUCGAAUCUGAAUUAUAUAUA
Molecule: messenger RNA, 2320 nt
Organism: Pieris brassicae (large cabbage white)
Lineage: Eukaryota; Metazoa; Arthropoda; Insecta; Lepidoptera; Pieridae
Exons: 10
Coding region: 104-1858 (584 amino acids)
Biological process (GO): neurogenesis
Cellular component (GO): cytosol; P-body
Molecular function (GO): protein binding
Source: RefSeq, a predicted model, not a curated record